Molecule: messenger RNA, 1367 nt
Organism: Pseudoliparis swirei
Lineage: Eukaryota; Metazoa; Chordata; Actinopteri; Perciformes; Liparidae
Gene: opn6a
Product: opsin 6, group member a
Exons: 7
Coding region: 29-1279 (416 amino acids)
Biological process (GO): G protein-coupled receptor signaling pathway
Cellular component (GO): membrane
Molecular function (GO): G protein-coupled receptor activity
Source: RefSeq, a predicted model, not a curated record
UUCAUGCCUUAGCAUCAAAACUCAGGCCAUGGAAAUAACGUUAAAGGAUUUUCCUGUGAAGUUUGUGAAUAUUCCAUGGAGGAAUAAUAACCUCAGUAGUCUGAAUGCAGACCCCCCUCUGUCCGAAAACGGAGAAACUCUCAUUGGAGUCUAUCUGUUGGUGUUGGGAUGGCUUUCCUGGUUUGGAAACAGUUUAGUGAUGUUUGUCCUGUACAGACAGCGAGCCUCGCUCCAGUCAACAGAUUUCCUCACGUUAAAUCUUGCCAUCUCUGAUGCGAGCAUCUCCAUAUUUGGCUACUCCAGAGGGAUCCUGGAAAUUUUCAAUAUCUUUAACCCUUGCAACACAAGGGUUAAAGAUGAUGGAUAUGUAAUCACCUGGAUCUGGACCUGCCAGGUAGAUGGUUUCUUCACUUUGCUCUUCGGCCUUGCGAGUAUCAACACAUUGACCGUCAUCAGCAUCACCAGAUACAUCAAGGGAUGUCACCAAAACAAAGCGUACUGUAUCAGCCAUAACACCAUUGCCGUAUCGCUCAUCUGCAUUUGGACCGGAGCGAUGUUUUGGUCCGUCGCUCCUCUGCUGGGCUGGGGCAGCUUCACCGAUCGAGGUUAUGACACCUGUGAGGUGGACUGGUCCAAAGCCAAUUACUCCACCAUCCACAAGUCCUACAUAAUCUCCAUCCUCAUCUUCUGCUUUUUCAUCCCUGUGAUGAUCAUGCUCUUCUCCUACGUCUCCAUUAUCAACACAGUGAAAAGCACUCACGCCAUGUCAGCUGACGGUUUCCUCACCGCCCGUCAAAGGAAGGUGGAGAGAGAUGUCACAAGGAUUUCCAUUGUAAUCUGCACAGCUUUCAUCAUGGCCUGGUCCCCAUAUGCAGUGGUGUCUAUGUGGUCCGCCUGGGGCUUCCAUGUGCCCAGCACGACCAGCAUCAUCACCCGACUCUUCGCCAAGUCUGCCAGCUUCUACAACCCUCUCAUCUACUUCGGCAUGAGCUCCACGUUUCGGAAGGACAUCUCUGUGCUGCUGCCGUGCACACGAGAGCGCAGGGAAGUGGUGUAUCUGCAACACUUUAAAAACAUCAAGCUCAAGGCCGAUGCCCCGCCCACACCCGGAUCAUUUCCCAUCCAGAAGCUGGAGGCGAAAUACCCCGCAUCCAAUCCUGGCAGCGACUCAGGGGUAAACAGCCCUCCUCGGACUCCUCCAACUGACCCACAGGGGGUCAUCCACGCUGACCUGCCCUCACACAUUGAAACAUCACAGUACUGGUGUGACAGGUUAUGAGGACCAAUGCGUGAAUUACACGAGGAGGUUGAGAAUAUUUUUUGUAAUUUUUGGUCUUACCCGUGUUAAUAAACUGUGUGUAACCAAU